Carya illinoinensis is the source of this 1758-nucleotide messenger RNA. Its product is annotated as ammonium transporter 1 member 3-like. Gene Ontology annotation, cellular component: membrane. The coding region runs from base 203 to 1600 and encodes 465 amino acids. The record is from RefSeq and is a predicted model, not a curated record. Gene Ontology annotation, molecular function: ammonium channel activity. Gene Ontology annotation, biological process: ammonium transmembrane transport; ammonium homeostasis. The transcript has a single exon. NCBI's taxonomy places the organism in Eukaryota, Viridiplantae, Streptophyta, Magnoliopsida, Fagales, Juglandaceae.
AUGCACAACCAGUCAACACCGCAUAUCCGAACGACCAAGCUACCCCACCCCGAGUAAUACAGCUAACAUUCAACGUCCUAGCAUCUACAUACAACUACGAAAAGUUGUAUCUUCCCUCUCCUUCCACCACCAACCAUUUCCCCUCCCCAAAACCCCUCUCUCUCUCUCUCUCUCUCUCUCUCUCUCUCUCUCAAGGUACAGCAUGGAGGUCUCGUCAUGGGAAGAAAGUGUCACGGCUUCAAUCAACACCAUUUACCUCCUGUUUUCGGCGUAUCUCGUCUUCGUAAUGCAACUUGGCUUUGCCAUGCUCUGUGCUGGCUCAGUCCGAGCCAAGAACGCCAUGAACAUAAUGCUCACCAACGUUGUCGAUGCCGUUGUUGGUAGCAUCUCUUACUACCUCUUCGGUUUCGCUUUUGCCUUUGGUGAAGGCUCCAAUUCCAAUCCUUUCAUCGGUACGAGCUUCUUUGCGCUGUUCAGCAUACCCAACGACACAUACGACUACAGCUUCUUUCUUUACCAAUGGGCUUUCGCCAUAGCCGUCGCAGGUAUUACCAGUGGCUCAAUAGCAGAAAGAACUCAGUUCACUGCCUACCUAAUCUUCUCCUUUUUCCUCACUGGGUUCGUUUACCCAAUCGUUGCUCAUUGGGUUUGGUCUUCGAGUGGUUGGCUUAGCGCCAGUUCCAGUGCGUUGCUAUUUGGGUCCGGUGCUAUCGACUUUGCUGGGAGCGGUGUCGUGCAUUUAGUUGGUGGGAUUGCUGGGCUUUGGGGCUCCUUCAUUGAAGGUCCGAGAGUAGGCCGGUUCGAUGCAUUUGGCAGGCCCGUACAAAUGCGAGGCCAUAAUGCAACCCUAGUUGUACUGGGAACAUUUCUGCUGUGGUUUGGGUGGUUUGGGUUCAAUCCCGGUUCUUUCGAUAAGAUUCUUGUGGCUUAUCCCAAUACAACAGACCAAGGAAAUUGGACUGGAGUGGGCCGGACUGCAGUCACCACUACGUUAGCGGGGUCAACCGCAGGAAUCGUAACCCUAUUCGGCCGACGAUUGCUAAUCGGCCAUUGGGAUGCAUUGGAUGUUUGUAAUGGGGUGCUCGGUGGAUUUGUUGCAAUCACAUCAGGCUGCUCAGUUGUUGAGCCAUGGGCUGCUAUCGUGUGUGGGUUCUUUGCUGCAUGGGUCUUGAUUGGGCUCAAUAUUCUGGCCCUAAAACUGCAGUUUGACGACCCGUUAGAGGCAACCCAGUUGCACGGUGGAUGUGGUGCUUGGGGUGUGAUAUUUACCGGCUUGUUUGCUAAAGAAGAAUUUGUAGUCCAAGCCUACAAUUCCGGUGAGUCCGGCGUGGAGAGGCCCUAUGGUGUCUUGAUGGGUGGAGGAUGGGGCUUGCUUGGAGCCCAAGUGGUUGAGGUUUUGGUGAUUGUGGCCUGGGUUAGUUUGACAAUGGGGCCUCUUUUCUAUGCCUUACACAAGCUUAGGGUUUUGAGAAUCUCUACAGAAGAGGAAGUUGCAGGCCUUGAUAUCUCUAGCCAUGGAGGCUAUGCCUAUGCUCACCAAGAAGAAAACCAACCUCGCUUUUACGCAGAUUACGUACGGAUCCAAAAUGAUCAGUCCUGACCCAAAUGGCAUGAUUCAUCUGUGCUGCAUAUACAUGUGUCUAUUCCAUUCUCAUAUAUUCUAGUGAUUUGGCAUGUGGUCCAUGAAUUAUUAUUUAUUUUUAAUUUAUUGUACAAAAUCAUCUCAGCAAAUAAGGGAUAGUCCACGAGUUCAAAUUC